This is a messenger RNA of Hyposmocoma kahamanoa, 885 nucleotides long. RefSeq names its product 15-hydroxyprostaglandin dehydrogenase [NAD(+)]-like. The record is from RefSeq and is a predicted model, not a curated record. Gene Ontology annotation, cellular component: cytoplasm. The coding region runs from base 81 to 665 and encodes 194 amino acids. NCBI's taxonomy places the organism in Eukaryota, Metazoa, Arthropoda, Insecta, Lepidoptera, Cosmopterigidae. The transcript has 5 exons. Gene Ontology annotation, molecular function: oxidoreductase activity, acting on the CH-OH group of donors, NAD or NADP as acceptor.
UCUCACCCCGGAGUUCCCGUCGCGAUCGAACCCGUAGUCAGGGCGUAGUUUGUUCACUGCACCGCGGAGAAAAACAAGUGAUGGAGUUGAAAGGAAAAGUAGCGCUCAUCACCGGAGCGGCCGCCGGCAUCGGCCUCGCGUAUAGCGAAGAACUCCUCAAACAGGGAGCCAAAGUCUCGAUAUGCGACAUCGAUUCGGAUAACGGCGAGCAAAUUGCCGACGAUCUGGGUGCCAAGUACGGCAGAAAGAACGUUCUGUUCUGCCAGUGCGAUGUUACUGAUUACCCACAAUAUGAAGAGGCGUUCGAGAUGACUCUAAAGGUGUUCAAGCGACUGGACAUCGUGAUAAAUAAUGCAGGUGUCAUGAAUGACAGAUUCUGGGAGCUUGAAGUGGACGUGAACUUGGAUCAGUACCACGUCAACCUUACUGGUGUACGGAGUAUGGUGCUGUGCCCGGGACUGACCGACACCGGCCUAGUCAAGGAGAUCCGUAAACAGCUCAUGUCGUCGGAGUACGAGGCGGCUUGGCAGAGGGAUAAUGCUAACAGCAAAAUGCAGACAGCCGAACACGUCGGACGAGCGUUAAUUGAUAUUCUCGCAAAAGGUCCUAGUGGCUCCGUUUGGAUCGUGGAAAACGGACAGCCGCCAAGAGAGUGGCGCGGUUAACUUCAAAAUCGACCUGGCAACUGGUUUCUCUUCACCUACAACGCGGAGUUACCAACACAUACUACUCAUAAUGCCUAUGUAUCUACUUAAGUACAAGUUACUAACAUGAAGUUUCGUCAUGUAUAGAGACUGUAAGUGAUAUCGAUUGUGAACUGGCAAUCGGUACUAUCUCAAUUUUGACAACUUUACAGGUGAAGAAAAAAAUUGUUUGCGUCAUUUC